This is a messenger RNA of Camponotus floridanus (Florida carpenter ant), 2136 nucleotides long. RefSeq lists its product as uncharacterized. The coding region runs from base 196 to 1386 and encodes 396 amino acids. The record is from RefSeq and is a predicted model, not a curated record. The transcript is spliced from 9 exons. Lineage: Eukaryota; Metazoa; Arthropoda; Insecta; Hymenoptera; Formicidae.
GACAUACGAGUGGGGAAUAGGUCGUACCAUCGCGAUGAAUCGUGGCUCAUUCUUUCAUAUACCUGUCAUGAGUACGGACGUCCGUUAUCAUAAACUCGAGUUAACAUCACAGCAGCAGGACUGCAGAACUUUUAUAAAUAUCGAAUUUUAGUGAAAUUGUACAACUAGUGAUAAUUUAUAAUAAAAUAAUAAACAAUGGAAGAAACUAUAGCAUUGAUAAAAUCGUGCAUAAUUUCGAAGAAAGGAGGUGUGCCAAUUGGAGAUCUAAAUGACGAAUUUCAAAAUCUCGUCGGAGAGCCUAUUCCUUAUCGUAGAUUGGGAUUUUCGAGUCUCCGUGCAUUUUUGCGAAUUAUAGAUGGUUUGGAGACAAAACGGAAUGAAUUUGGUGAACAGAUAUUAAAGAUAAACGAUUCUAAGAUUGCUCAUAUCGAUAGACUCAUACGCUAUCAAAAGGUCGACUAUUCGAAAACAAAAAACAAAUAUUAUAAACAAUUUGCACAUCGCAAGAAUAAUUCUGAAUAUAACGAUGAUCGUAGGCAAAGAAACAGAGCAACACACAAUAUCAAUCGUGCCAAUAAGCGAAUUGAAGAUCUUGAUUAUCGUCGUGAUCCGUAUUUGUCAAAAACUCAUGGCUUUCAUGAAAAUAACAGCUUUUCGUACGAAGAAGAGAAUCAUUGUCCGGUAGUAAUAGAACUGAAUGAAACGAAAGAAAUUACCAGCAUACAUGAACCUACUGCAAGUGGCCAGCAAUUGCUCGGCGAUGAUUUUUUCCUGCAACUCGCAAUACGAAAUCUUCAUCUUCCCAUCUGGAGAUAUAAAGAUAAUUUAGCAUUACACUGUGGUUUGUGUAUCUCUGGCCAAACCAUAAGUGAUUGUACUCGAUCUUUGAGGAAUAUUAGCACCAUCUCCAAUCGUGUCGUGAUCUUGCUUGGUUCAGUUGAUGUUUACAACGGCGCCACUUGCGAGGAGAUGAUAUAUGAUAUGACGGAACUUUUGCAAGUUCUUCGGUCCAAAUUUCAUCUUUCAAACUCGGCCAUCACUAUCUGUACAAUUCCACCCUUGGCCAAUCUCAGCAUUUACGCCUAUAAAAAACAAAGCUUGGCGUUAUUUUGCUUUAAUAAUUGGAUCAGAUCUCUGGCUGACGAUGCAUCUAGAAGAGACGCCUCUUUCGAAAGCUAUCCGAUAAUAGAUUUGUUCGAAAGUUUCUGCAAUGAAACAUACGUUACUGAGUACGACUGGUUUCAAACCCAAGCACGCAGAGUGUCUGGAACUAAACAUUCUUAUGUGUUGUGGAAUAAUAAAGGACGAAAGCGAGCGAUGAGUCUUAUUUGCGAAAAAGAAGACGUAGAACGAUCUAGAAGUCCCAAUUCAUUGCGGAUGCAAUGAGAGUUAAUAGGGAUCUUCCGCUGUAUAUGAAUUGCGAUAUAAGAAAAAAAGUAGGAUGAUAUACCUCGGAAGACCUUAUUCGUCUUUCGCGACGACUGCUGUUUCGAGGCUCCUCUCCGAGAUGUAUCCUCCUGCUUUCUUUGCAGAUGCACGUACGGUAAUCGAAUCCAAUUUGUAUUUAUAUAUUAAUAAUAUAUUGUGCCUUGAACGGAAAAAAUUGUACAAUGUCAUCUCACACGUACAUAAAUCGCUUUAUCGUGCUUAGUCAAAGGACUGUUAUACAGGAUACUAAUUUAAAAAAAAGCAGAAACAAGCUUUUUACUUCAUUUCAAAAAUUAGUAAUUGUAAUCUAACAGAGCGAAAUUUCAGGCUCUACAUAAGUUUUUCAGAAGUAUAUAAUUUGAAAGGCUUUACCUUUCAAUCCUGAUUCAAUACUGAUUUUUACCGGGCAUUAUAUAAUUUCGUUUGUUCGCAUUUUAAGAAAAGUGCGGAUGUAAAUCUCUUAUUGUUUAAUCGCAAAAUUAAAUUAUUUUAUAUUGUAAGCGCUCAUUUCACAUGAUAUCCGGAAGGUUUAAAUAGAAGACAAACAAGCUCGUAUUUAAGUCUAUCGAAAGAAAUAUAGUGCAUUUUUUAAUUAAUUGCGGGUAAUUUAAAAAUGACACACAUACUCUUUUGAAAUUAUACGAGCGAACAUUAAUUACUUUCCAUGCCAUGUGUUUAAAAUUAAUUUUUCUUAUACAUACGUUUAAU